AUCCUCCGCCUAAAACAGUUGUCAGGAGGACGUGAGCCAGAGAAGGAAUUGCAAGGGUUUUUCUUACCGGGCAGGCUCAAGAUCCUUGGGAUCAGAGGUGCCCAUCUGAGAGGUGCUUGAACUCUCUUGUGCCUUGAGAGUGAUGUGCAGGAGGAAGCCGCAGCGAAGGGAGAGAAGAUCUGAACCACAGUGUUUCAAGAUGGGCAGCUGGGCACAGCUGGCAUCUCUCCUGCUGCUCGUGUGGGCAGGGACCGAUCUGGGGGUGAGGGGGCUCAGCCCGCACACCAAGGGGAAGGAGGUCCCGGAACGGCUUCAGCAUCGCCUGCAACGCGGCUCUUGCACGUAUACUUUCCUGCUGCCGGAGGUGGGGGGCUGCGACCCAGCGGAGGUGGAGGACCAGGUGUCCAACUCGCUCCAGAGAGAUGCCCCAUCGGUAGCCGAAGCCAAGUGGCCAGUGAAGAGGUUCCAGCAGCUGGAAGAUCUCAUGGAAAACAAUACCCAGUGGCUGCAGAAGCUGGAGGGCUACAUCCAGGAGAGCGUGAGACUGGAAGUAUCGGACAGCCACUUCAGCGCCGUGCAAAACCACACGGCGGCCAUGCUGGAAAUCGGCACCAACCUCUUGAACCAAACCGCCGAGCAGACGCGGAAGCUCACGGAUGUAGAGAUGCAGGUUCUCAAUCAGACCUCCCGGCUGGAGAUCCAAGUACUGGAAAACUCCCUCUCUACCCAUAAGCUGGAGAAACAGCUGCUGCUGCAGAGCCACGAGAUCAACAAACUCCAAGAGAGGAACAGCUUCCUAGAGAAGAAGGUCCUGGCUAUGGAGGGGAAGAGAGAGGAAGAACUGAGAGGCCUCACCUCUGAGAAGGGGGAGAUGCAGAGUCUGCUCUCCAAGCAGACGGACCUCAUUGGCCACUUAGAGCAGCGUCUGGGACUGGCCCUGGUCAACAAUUCGGCCUUACAGCAGCAGCAGGCUUCCCUGGCAGAGACGGUGAAGCAUCUGGUCAGGCUGGUAUCCCAGUGCAACCAAAUAUCUCUAGGGGCCCCAGAAGAACAGAAGACAUUCAAGGACUGUGCGGCUGCAUACAAGCUGGGGUUCACCACCAGUCGAAUUUAUACACUGAGGUUUCCUAACACAACAGCCACAGCUAAAGUCCUUUGUGACAUGGAGACCAGCGGAGGAGGUUGGACCAUCAUCCAGCACCGGAAGGAUGGAGCUGUGGAUUUCCAGCGCACCUGGAAGGAAUAUAAACAGGGCUUUGGGUCACCCCCAGGAGAAUAUUGGCUGGGCAAUGAUUUCAUCCACUUGCUGACCACACAGAGACCUUACUCCCUCCGGAUCGGUCUCCAAGACUGGGAAAAGAACGAGGCCUAUUCCCUAUAUGAACACUUCCAAGUGGGUCCUGAGGAGCAGAACUAUCGACUUUACGUGAGAAAGUUUAGCGGCACCGCCGGACGCAUGAGCAGCCUCAGCCCUUCCGGGACGGAAUUUAGCACCAAAGAUGUGGACAAUGACCGCUGCGGUUGCAAGUGUGCCCAGAUGGCUGGUGGAGACUGGUGCUUAUAG
Molecule: messenger RNA, 1564 nt
Organism: Pogona vitticeps (central bearded dragon)
Lineage: Eukaryota; Metazoa; Chordata; Lepidosauria; Squamata; Agamidae
Source: RefSeq, a predicted model, not a curated record